Molecule: messenger RNA, 987 nt
Organism: Lolium rigidum
Lineage: Eukaryota; Viridiplantae; Streptophyta; Magnoliopsida; Poales; Poaceae
Product: 50S ribosomal protein L6, chloroplastic-like
Exons: 3
Coding region: 99-779 (226 amino acids)
Biological process (GO): translation
Cellular component (GO): ribosome
Molecular function (GO): rRNA binding; structural constituent of ribosome
Source: RefSeq, a predicted model, not a curated record
CCCGCCUCCUCUGUGGAUAAAGGAUAAGCAAAACCGCAGAGGAACCAGUGUGCACACCCAGCGAGCGGCGGCAGCUCCCUGCGACAGCGAGCCCGUCCAUGGCGUCCCUCUCCCCCUCCCUCCACCUCCCGUGCAAUUCAAGAACUGGCUUCGUUGGGAAGUCACAAGGCAUCCGUCUUCGCAUUAUCCCUGCCAGCAGAGUUGGUUUUGUUAGAAAAACAGUGGAAUGCAAGGAGUCCAGAAUCGGGAAGAAGCCGAUCGAAGUUCCAUCAAAUGUUACUCUAACACUAGAGCAGCAGUUUGUCAAAGCUAAGGGUCCGCUCGGAGAAUUGUCAUUAAACUAUCCCACCGAAGUGAAAGUUGUGAAAGAAGAAUCUGGCAAACUGAGGGUAUUCAAGACUGUGGAAACCAAAAGGGCGAACCAGAUGCAUGGCCUUUUCAGAACCCUGACGGACAACAUCAUCGUGGGGGUGUCGAAAGGAUUCGAUAAAAGGCUUCAGUUAGUGGGUGUUGGGUAUCGUGCGACAGUGGAGGGCAAAGAUCUUGUGAUGAACCUGGGAUUCUCGCACCCUGUCCGGAUGGCUGUUCCCGAAGGACUGCAAGUUAAGGUGGAGGAGAACACCAAGAUCAUCGUGAGUGGCUACGACAAGAGCGAAAUCGGCCAGUUUGCUGCCACCAUAAAGAAGUGGAGGCCUCCGGAGCCAUACAAGGGAAAGGGUAUCAGAUACCAAGACGAGAUUGUCAGAAGGAAGGAGGGCAAAGCUGGCAAGAAGAAAUAGAAAGCUGUUUCUCUGCAGUGUGCAUUUCAUACUUCUCUUUAUUUUUCCUCUGUAAUCCAUUGUCUUCCGAGUACUAAAACCCAACUUACGAAUACCAUGUUCUUUAGCCCUUCAACAUUUGUAGAGAAAAACGUAAACACAUUCAGUAUUUGCUUGUGCUACUCAGCAGGUAAUGGACCGCAGUGCCUAUAACAUGGUUGCCAUCUCA